Myripristis murdjan (pinecone soldierfish) is the source of this 1119-nucleotide messenger RNA. RefSeq names its product beta-1,3-galactosyltransferase 9 (gene b3galt9). The transcript has 2 exons. Gene Ontology annotation, cellular component: Golgi membrane. Gene Ontology annotation, molecular function: hexosyltransferase activity. The record is from RefSeq and is a predicted model, not a curated record. Gene Ontology annotation, biological process: protein O-linked glycosylation. Lineage: Eukaryota; Metazoa; Chordata; Actinopteri; Holocentriformes; Holocentridae. The coding region runs from base 1 to 1119 and encodes 372 amino acids.
AUGCAGUUCUGUCUUUGCAAGCUGCGCACUCACCAGUGGUGUUUCCUGCUCUUCAAUGUGGUGCUCUUCCACGCUCUGUUGUUUGGAGCAGACUUUGUUGAGGAGUACCUCCUCCAGCCUACUCCAGGGGUCUAUACUGAUGCUAUGGUUGUUGAUGUCAGGGAGAAGGCAAGGAAACUGGACCUGAGCAGUGCCAGGGAGAAUGUGUCCCAGGCCUACCCCAUCGCUAACCCUCAUGCCUGCCGAAACUCUGAUCUCUUCCUCCUCACUCUCAUCUUCAGCUCCCCAGCCAAUGUCACCCAGAGAGAUGCAGUCAGGAAGUCCUGGGCCAACAAGACACACAUCCAAGGGUUUCCUGUACAGGUUCUUUUCUUUUUAGGAUCAACCCAGACCUCAACUGCACAAGAGAUUCUCAUGAAAGAGUCUGAUCAUUAUGGUGACAUGAUCCAGGGUCACGCAGUAGCUGACUCCUCCCUCCGCAGCGCAACAGAGAGGACACUGCUGGCCCUUCGGUGGGUGGUCACCAUUUGCCCUGUGGCACGCUUUGUCCUGCUGACCAAAGACUCUGUGUUUGUCAACCUGCCCACCCUCGGAGCCUAUCUGCUGGGUCUACACAGGCACCCUGAGGACCUCUACCUCGGUAGGGUGAUCCAGAGAGCCUCCCCUGAUCGUGAUCCCACUAGCCCUGGUUACCUGCCUCCAACCCUCUACCCUGAAAAGUAUCUCCCUGAUUACUGCGAUGGGACCGCCUACGUUUUAUCUCAGGAUGUGGUCCGAAAAGUCUAUGUAGCAUCUGCUUUAGUCCAUGCACCUGUGCCAGCUGAUGUUUUUGUUGGCCUUUGUGCCCAGAGGGCUGGUGUGACGCCAACCCACAGUGCCAGGUUCUCAGGGGACAAGCACAUCCGCUACAAUGCUUGCUGCUACCGCUAUCUGUUCAGCUCAGCAGGGAUAGGGAGUGAGGAACUGGGUACAGUGUGGGCAGACCUGGGGCAAGAGGAAAGAAAAUGCUCACUGUUAGAGACUUACUAUGGCCUGGUGGCCUGCAAGGCUCUCACCUACCUGGAUAAACUGUCUUUCUUCAACUCACACAGCCAAGAUGACACUGGCUCACAUGGCUAA